AGGGCGGGGCUUCCUGCCAGAACCCAGAGCGAACACGUGGUUCCGUGAUCGGUGCGCCGUUUUUCUCCGAUCCGUGCAGGCCUUUUAAACUACGCCCACACCUCGCGAUUCGCGAUUCAUGAUUCACGAUUCACCCCGCUUUUAACACACCCCGAAGCCACCGGACGCGAAACGGACCGACGGAACCCGUCACAAAUCGGCGCCAGCGCUCCCGGAAUACCUUCACGCAGCUUCUCAUACGGGUCAUGACGCUGGAAGCGAUCCGGUACCGGUCCGGGUCUCUGCAGAUCCUUAACCAGCUGCUGCUGCCGCACGAGACCGUGUACGAGGAGAUCCGCUCCGUGCGGGACGGAUAUGAGGCCAUCAAGAGCAUGAAGGUGCGCGGCGCUCCUGCCUUGGCCAUCGUGGGGUGCCUGAGCCUGGCGGUGGAGCUGCGGGCGGGCGCUGGGGGCGAUGACCUCGUCUGCUUCAUCAGGGACUCUCUGUGCCACCUGACGUCUGCCCGACCCACCGCGGUCAACAUGGGCCGAGCCGCCCGCGAGCUCAUGGAGUUCACCGAGAACGAGAGCAUGGAGAAAAACACAGAGCAGCUGAGAGACAGCGUGAUUGGCUGGAUUGAGGAGAUGUUGGAGCGAGACGUGAACGACAACAAAAAAAUCGGCAACUACGGCGCGCAGCACAUCCUGUCGGGCGUCCCGCGAGACUCCGUCACCAUCCUCACGCACUGUAACACGGGCAGCCUGGCCACCGCGGGAUACGGCACGGCUCUCGGAGUGGUGCGGUCGCUGCACACACUGGGCCGCUUGAAGCGUCUGUACUGCACAGAGACCCGACCCUACAACCAGGGCGCCCGGCUGACGGCGUACGAGGCCGUGGCGGAGGGGUUCCCGGCCACCCUCAUCACAGACAGCAUGGCAGCGCUCGCCAUGAGGGAGAAGGGCAUCACAGCUGUCGUCGUCGGAGCAGACAGGGUUGUGGCCAACGGCGACACGGCCAACAAAGUGGGCACGUAUCAGCUGGCCAUCGCGGCUAAGCAUCACGGGAUACCGUUUUACGUGGCGGCACCCAGCACAUCCUGCGAUCUGAGUUUGGAGAGCGGACGAGACAUCGUGAUUGAGGAGCGUCCACCUGAGGAGCUCACCAGCAUCAAUGGAGUUCCUGUAGCCGCUCCUGGCAUCGAGGUCUGGAACCCGGCGUUUGACGUCACUCCUCACCAGCUGAUCACGGGUGGCAUCAUCACGGAGCUCGGCGUGUUCCUGCCGUCUGAACUACAGGCCGCUCUGACGGGGAGACUCACAGCUCUGUAAGGAGCCGCUCACCGCCGGCGCGCUCCGAGUGUUUGCACCUCACUGUGGGGAAGUUACACCUUUAAUCACACACACAAGCGUCGGCACCGAGGUGUUCGCAAGGUAUACAAGGCACGCUCCAUUCAAUUCAACACUUACAAAGUGGAAUAACACCAUGUGACACACACUUGUACAACCCAGGGAUGCUUGUAAACACACAGACACACACACACGUUCUCCUUCUCUCUGAGUGUACAGCUCAUGUCACAUCAUCUCAUGUCUUUUGUCUUCAUCUUUGUGAAAACUUUGGUCAUUUGUUCCCUUUUCCACUCGUUUCUUCCCCUCUAUCUGGCUCAGCUCCAGUUUUUAACAGGAAGUGUUUCACAGAGAUGUUAAACGGUGUAGAUCAUUCAGAGUAUUUCAAAAUAAAAGUCUUGUACUAAAUACGGGUCAACUGCUGUCCUCUAAGGGGGAAUCUCACGAAACCUGCCCAGAGCUCGUCCAGGUCUUAUUUCAUCAAUGAGAAUCCUAAUAAAAAUAUUUUAAAAUAUUUGCAAAAGUACAUAUCUUUUUUUUGUUGUUGUUUUUUUUGCAUUCUUAAUGAGAAAAUAUUUUGCAUUACACUAAUGGGAAAAAUGCAUUUAAUUCUUGUCUUUGAUAUUAUUUUAUUUUUGCAAAACUAAUUGCAAAAUAUAGUGCCAUAUUUUCUUUUUCUUUUGAGGUGAAGUGUUUUCAUGAGACUAUCCCUUACAGGUCGGACUGUUUAUUAGUUAUAAUAGAUAUGUCAAAUCAAAGCCCGUUUCAGAUAUGGGCUGAACUUAAUGUACUUUAAUGCACAUAAGCACGCCAGUCUUUUCCAGGCAGUGCCAUCUCAUGUUACUAAAUCAAAAUGCUAGAUUAACAUUGAGACAUUGGAAACCUGCGUUUGAGCAGAUAAAACAAAUACAGACAGUAUGACCACUGGUAUGCAGACGGUUUUAAUGUUAUCUGAGCUUGCAAGUAAAUACAGGUGUUAGAAUAAAGUAAUUAAGACCAGAAUGGUCCAUCUGCCUGAAAUGAACAAUCAGUUGAAGUUUUCAGGUUAAUCUCGAGCUCUAUCGGUCGAAAUUCCUACAGAAAAUAAAUUAUGAAUCUAAAUUAUUUGUACUUGAAACCACAUAUGCUGGAGUUAAACCUGCGAUAUUUCUUUAAGUCUGUAAUUUAAGCAGAUGUAUUUGAUCAAGGUGUGGGAAAAUGGUGCUAUGGAGCUAGAUGUUAGACAAUACCUCAGAAGAGAUCCCAGACUCCUCUAGUACUUCCACUGUGUUUCUGUGUUGUAGUUACAGGUACGAUCACAGCUGAGCCUGGGGGGCCUGAUCUCGGGUCAGAGUCCGGUGUGGUCCCGAAUUCUGCACCCCCUAGUAUUGGUAGGUUUAGGAGUAGGUGUGGUGGAGGGGUUAAGAUUAGGCAAUUAGUGACUUCGAGGAAUCUGGCAUGGGUGCAGGAUUUGACACAACACCGGCCGAACUGCUGUGUUUAAGUGCGGGUCUGAUCUGGGAUCAGCGCUGUGAGUUGGUCUGGGCUUGUGCUCCGUGUUAUCGAAUGUAACGAGGCCCAGUAUCCUCACUGCCUUAUGAGACCAGCAAAAACACCCCGCCCACUGAUGUCUGAUUGGCUGAAUGAGACGGAGCCACGCCCACCGCUCAGAGAACAGUGCCAUCUGAAAUCACCAUAACAACCCCAUCGUAUAAACUUAUUAAAGUUACAGAACUUAUGAUUUUUAUCAUAGUACCCUGUUUUUUCCACAAUAAAAUAAUCACCUUAGUCAGGGCAGCGCCAUAUUUCAUUUCUGACUGAGGGAAAACGAGGCUGUGAUGGACUGAAGUAAACUACAUCCAAUGGAUCGAACCGUGGUUUAACAACAUACUGAUUGUUCAGCCGAUGAAACAUCUCUUCCAAUAAAAUGUUCGCUGGAAGAAAACUCCAUAAAGCAGUUUUGAAAGUUGUGAGUUGUGAAAAUUACGACCUUUAUAUGAUGUGUGCCACGACUGCACAGCCUUGUUUUCAUCCGCGUAAAAUAAAAAGUGGCGUCUGACCUCAUUAAGGCAUAUGGUGCAUCCCAAAUCACGCACUUAUGCGUUUUGUGGUAUAAAUAGUGCGAGUAGUGCAUUGAAAAUUAAAAAAAGAAAAAGUGCACUAAAACAAAAAAACACCUAAAGUUGGACACUUCAUCCACUGCGUUGUCGCAUCUUUUAUUGCGUAGCGAAGGGGGAGGGGCGAGCAGACUCUGAUUAUGAAUGACAAAAUAAACGUAUAUAGUUCAUACAUUACAUGAGUGAGUACAUAGUGUAUAGUGAAUCAUUUGGGACGCAGCUAUAGAUAUAUGAAUAGGUAGAUGCUCCAGACGCGUCACGCACAAUAACAAUCAAUGGGUUUCAAAAUCCAACACCAUUGCUUAGACUGUGAAUGUCAAAACCGCCAAAAUUUUAAUUCCUGAAGAAAUUGGAUAAACUUUUCACAAGUAAUAGUGUGUCAGUUUGGGUUUUUAAUAUGUAUGCACUCAUUAUUACAGGUUUUUAAACUACAGACGCUUUUAAGCAUCAUGUAAGCCUACACCUUUGACUUCUUGUAUUGUGUUAAUUUAGCAAAAUCAUCUGCCUAAGUCUAUUGCAGAUACAGAUAUUCUCACACGUGUACAACUACAGUUGCAACGCACAGACAACAGUUUCUCCUGACGCUAAUAGGGCAUCUACCUAUACAUAUCUAUGGAUUAUUUCAAAAAUAACUUUGCAUCACACAUGGUAUUGAAUGCACAUUCAUUUUUACAGUUUCUUCUGUUUAAAUCAGAUUAAACUAAAUGUAGCACCAUCACACUUAGAGCAGCUGUACAUGUGUUUGUCAAUUUUUUUAAAAAUCUAAAUUCUCACGUAAUACAGCUCAAAACAAUUUAAUUUAUUUGAUUUUGAAGACCAGAACAAUGAAUAGGAAAUAUAGAAAGACAUAAUGUAGCAUAAAUCGAGGUCAUCCGUGUGGCUUUGUGAUGUUCUGAAGGUACAAAGUUUGUUUUUCACAUCACAUUAUUUUUAUUUGAAUUGGACCGUGUGAGCUGAUGAUUUGUUUUAUGUAUAUCUAUACACUGUAUAUCCAUGAAUUGUGAUUCUUAGUGAUGAAUCUGUUGUUAAAAAGCUUACAUGGAGAGGCCCUCUAUAGACACGACGCACCACUCCACAGCUAGAGGCUAAAUCUAUAAUAAAAGCAAUGAAAUGCCUGAGAUUGAAGAUAUUUGAAGAUGAAAUGCUUUGAAGCGCUUCACAUGCACGGCCUGGCUCUUGUAGAAACGGUUAGCUGGUGUGCCAAAGCUGUAAACCUUCAUGGAGUCUUCUCUCUGUAUUAUACAGAAAUUUAAUGUAAUGCAAAACGAAAUAAAUCUUUAUUCAUUAAGAGAGAGCAGAUGGAUGGGACGUUUCUUCUUCAGCAGUCGACCCAAACACAGGACGGUCAGCUUCGUGAGUCGAGCUGAUAAAUUAGCUCAUAUGUUUUCCAUGUGCUUUAAUGAGAUGAGAGGAAACUCUGGUGCCAAAACGAUCAUGUGACGGUGGACAGACGUCCGUCUGAGAGGACCUCUUUGUGUUUCUGUUUGUUCUCGUUCUUCUAAUUGAUAAUCACAUCUGAGUUUGGUUUUGUAUUCUGUGGAAGUAGUUGGAGAAAAAAAAAAAUAUUAGAGACUGGAUGUUUUUUAUACAUAUGAAUAUAAUAUACAACAUGCAUAAAUUAAAAGAUGUCUGUUCCACAUCAGUACAAUAAACAGAGAGAACCAA
Messenger RNA from Carassius auratus (goldfish), 5083 nucleotides. RefSeq names its product methylthioribose-1-phosphate isomerase 1 (gene mri1). The transcript has 6 exons. The record is from RefSeq and is a predicted model, not a curated record. NCBI's taxonomy places the organism in Eukaryota, Metazoa, Chordata, Actinopteri, Cypriniformes, Cyprinidae. Bases 246 to 1307 code for a protein of 353 amino acids. Gene Ontology annotation, molecular function: S-methyl-5-thioribose-1-phosphate isomerase activity.